AUGAAAGGCACACCCUGUACGAGAGCUUCCUUCCGGAGCUUGCGUGCUCCAUCGCGUUGGGAGCUAUUGCUGCAGCUAAAGCGCCGAACCUCGAUCACAUCAGAGGCUGGUUUGUCCAAUGCAAGAGACUACACGGUGGCGAUUUCCGGGCUCGGGCGCCUCGCACGCUGGACUGAGGAAAGCGUUGAAGACCUGCUGGGAGAUCGCAGAUUGCUGAAGCAAGUGGAGGAGCAUGGCACGGGCUUGUCACCACGCUGGGGCGACUGUGUGGCCAUCUGCUACAACAUCUGGGAGUUACCAAAGGGCCAGGCGCAGCAAGUCUUGCUCCUCGAGCCCACGACCUGCAGGCAUGUCGUCGGCGAGCAAGAUGACGGCUUCCUGCCACACCAACUCUCCGAAGUUCUUCUUUGCUCCAUGCAAGUCGCGGAGAAGGCAAGCUUCCUCAUUGACCUGGAAGCCUUUGGCGUGGCCCUGAAGCACCCGCAGCUCCGAAUGUCUGGUUUUGAGCGCGUGGAUGUGGAGAGGAUUCAGUGCACCAUCCAGCUUCGGGACAUGCAGCGUGGCCCCGAGGCCUUUGACCCUCUGCGUCAUGUUCUACCAUCGAGUGGCGAGUCUGGAAUGACGCUGCGGCUGCCGUGGUCCCAGAAGGACGAGCCGGGAGAAAAGCGUGCUGCUACCCAGCAUGCCAGUUUACCUUUCCAGCGCUGUACGGUGAGUUUGGAAUUUGAAGCCCGCGAUGCGGACGGGCAUGCCCUCCUCACAACCAGGGGAUGGCGCGGCCGACAAGGCUGUGGCGAGCUGCCAGACUGCGUUGAGGUGGCUCUGCCGCUCCUUGCGCCGGGGCAGUCUGCAGAACUGCGGUGUGCAACCCUUCAGGGUCUGCGCGGCUGGCCCGGGACAACCCCGCCAUUGCCGGCUCUCCCACUGCAUUGUGGGCAAGGGUGCUAUUCCGCAUUGCCGUUCUGGCCCGCGACUGGGAGCCCGUGGCAGACCUGGAGCUACACGUAA
Molecule: messenger RNA, 1008 nt
Organism: Symbiodinium natans
Lineage: Eukaryota; Dinophyceae; Suessiales; Symbiodiniaceae
Source: the annotation of a GenBank genome assembly